Aspergillus puulaauensis is the source of this 1821-nucleotide messenger RNA. Its product is annotated as putative LysM domain protein. NCBI's taxonomy places the organism in Eukaryota, Fungi, Ascomycota, Eurotiomycetes, Eurotiales, Aspergillaceae. The transcript is spliced from 2 exons. The record is from RefSeq and is a predicted model, not a curated record. The coding region runs from base 1 to 1821 and encodes 606 amino acids.
AUGAGUUCCAGAAGCGGCUCCGCCGAUACCUUCACUCAGCGAUCUACUUCUACCGUCCGCCCCCGCCGUUUGCUUUCGUUUACAGAUGACGAUGGAGAUAGCAUUGGGCGGCAGCCUUCGUCCUCCGGUCUCUCUACGGUGCGUUCGUCGGAGUUACCCUCCCUCCGCUCGCGUGGCGCGACCCCUUCGCCUCGACCAUCUCGCACCGUUUCACCGAUUCCCAUGGGCCAUCCUUCACGAGUCACGCAGCCUCACGGCAGCUCUCGGCCCGGGAAUUCAUUAGACUUUCUAGACGCAUCCUGGUCAUCGCUGCAGGGUAUAGCGUCAUCGCUUUUAGGGAGUGAUACUACUCGUCCGACUUCAAACGGAGCCCCACGAUCUCAUGCCAGAAAACCGUCGCGUCCUGAUUACAACUCGCGAAUUCAACCCCGAACACCAUCGGCUUCGACAUGGGGUCCGUCGGGGCCGUCGACGCCUGAAAUCGGGGCCGGAACACAAGAGGACAGACAAGCGAUGGUCCAGGCGAAGAAAAUGGAGGCAUUGUUACUAGCAGACACAGAUCCGAGCUGGGAUCUUAACUCUCGGCGCAAACGGCGCGAUUCUAAUGACUGUCCGGCUAGACCAGACAUCGAUCCAGACCAGGAUGAGGAGGCGCUGGUUUACGUGCAUCAAGUACAGGCCGCAGACAGCAUCACUGGCGUCACGAUAAGAUAUGGCUGUCAGGCGGCAAUAUUCCGCAAAGCGAACGGUUUCUGGCCUAGUGAUAGCAUCCAAGGUCGAAAGACUGUUCUCCUACCAGUUGAUUGUUGUUCGGUCAAGGGUCGGCCUAUCCAACCCCCGGAAAAUAAGGAUCUUUUGCAAGAAGCUCCCAGCCGUCGGUCCAUAGAAGACCCAAGCGGGAGCUCCAUUGUCCCAGCACCUUCGCCUGCCUCUUCAAAAUUCCCAAAAGACUCAGAACGAACCAACAUUGACACGGAAGCCGACAGUGACCAGGUAUGGAAGCACGAGUCAUGGGUGCAAAUUGAUGGGUUCCCUGCGCCUGUUGAAAUUGGUCGUGUCCCUAGGCGAGCGCUUGGAUUCUUCCCCCGUACCAGGCGGAAAUCACUUUGUUAUAGCGAUACUGAACCUGUACGAGGCCGAGAGCAAGUACCGAUUAUUUCAACAGAGUCUUCGCCCAUUCAGCCAGCUUCGCCGCAACAUGACUAUCGAUCUGAUCGGCUCCACGUAGGCUCGCCCAAACCAAGAAUUCCGGGAGGCCCAAAAUCCGGCGGUGGACAUAGGCGCCAGCGAAGUGGGCUAGAGCUUUCAGGGCCGGGCGUAGGCUCUCUUGAUCGCAGUACCAAUUUACCUGGACCAGCUAUGGAUGGUCUGAGCAAGUUCUUCGCCCAACACCUACCUACCUUGGCACCAAAACAAGCACCACCGAACUUUGAGAGUCUUAGCGAAAAUUCAUCAACUGUGGCCUCCAGCAAUUCAACUAGCUUGGAUAAUAUAGGUGGUACUGUUGAAGGCUGGGUUAGAAAGAUGACUGCUCGGGCAAAGUCCAGCAUCACCGAUCUACAGCAAGGAACAUCCAACCAGCAAGAUCACGGCCUGCCUCAGGGGUCCAGAAGGAGAGGAUUCGGUGACCUGAUUGAACUUGAUGAUGGGAUGGAGCCACGGAAUUCGUCUGGUCUCCUCUCAGGGCCAAGCUGGAAGCCAGAUUCAAACCGAUCGAGCUCCAGCAUUGCUAACGGAGCAAGCCUGAGGGGGCGAUUUCCCAGCGCUUCACCCAGCACGAGCAGGACUCGUACUGGCUUCGACAGAUAUAAGGACGAUUGA